AUGGCGCGUCCCGUCAAGCAACAAAUCGUGGCUCCGUCCGUCCCUUCCCGUCGCUCGCCCGUAGAAAAAUCCGUCAUGGUAGUCGUGACAGACGCAACAGUCGCGGCGGGAGUGACGGUGCUCAUCGACCCGGUGUUUCGCGCCGUCGCUCUCGCCCCCGUCGACCCCGUGCACUACCCGCUACUGCAGCCCGCCACCCGCGAAAUUUCCGCUGCUGCAGCCUGUCGCCCCGGCGGUCGCUGUGGGGAGGGUGAGGGAAGAAGGGCAGGGAGUGGCGGCCGAACGCUGUGGGGGAGAGGGAAGCAGGGGAAGGGCAUGGCGGGACAGCCAGCAGCUACAACGCUAGCAACGACCGCCAGCAGAGACUUCGCCAGCAGAGACCCCACCAGCAGCGCCACCGCCAGCAGAGACCCCCGUCCUACCCAGUCGUGCCCCACCCGUUCCACCCGUUCCACCCGUUCUGCCCGUGUCCUGCCCGUGUCCUGCCCGUGUUCUGCCCGUGAUUCUUCCCGUAUUGCUGCCCGUGAUUGUGCCCGUGAUUAUACCCGUGUGUUGCCCGUAUUUUGCCCGUGUUCUGCCCGUGAUCCUGAACGUGAUUCUGCCCGUGAUUCUGCCUGUGAUCUUGCCCGUUUUGCUGCCCGUUCCCGUGCCAUACUGACCGUGCACCUCCUGUGCUCCCGUGAUCCUGUGCUACUCAUGCUUCUUGUGCUUCUCGUGCUGCCCUGUGGUCCUGUGCUGUCCCAUAUUGCCCGUACUUCCCCGUGCUUGCCCCGUGCCCGUGCCCGUGCUGUCUGCCCGUGUUCCCUGUGCUUCUGCUCGUGCUCUACCCGUGCUGUUUGUUCCCGUGCGUGCCCCACCUGUACCACCCGUGCUGUCAGUGCCCGUGCUGCCCCGUUCUGCCCGUGCUACCUCGUGCUCCUGUGCUGCCCCCGUGUUCCCGUGCUGCCCCCGUGUUCCCAUGCUGCCCCCGUGCUGCCCCGUUCAGCCCUUGUGCUGCCCCGUUCUGCCUGUGCUGCCCCGUUGUCCCCGUGUUGCCCCGUUCUGCCCGUGUUGCCCCGUUCAGCCCGUGUCCUGCCCCGUUCAGGCCGUGUCCUGCCCCGUUCUGACCGUGUUGCCCCGUUCUGCCCGUGUCCUGCCCCGUUCUGCUCGUGUUGGCCUGUUCUGCCCGUGCUGCCCCGUUCUGCCCGUUUGUGUCCUACCCGUGCUGUCCGUAUCCGUUGGUGCCCCACCCGUGCUGUCAGUUCUCGCUCGUGCCCCACCCGGUCUGUGCUGCCCGGUCUCGUGCUACCCGUCACCCCCGUGCGGCCCGUCCCGUACAGCACCUAG
Molecule: messenger RNA, 1326 nt
Organism: Closterium sp. Naga37s-1
Lineage: Eukaryota; Viridiplantae; Streptophyta; Zygnematophyceae; Desmidiales; Closteriaceae
Source: the annotation of a GenBank genome assembly